Molecule: messenger RNA, 1481 nt
Organism: Linum tenue
Lineage: Eukaryota; Viridiplantae; Streptophyta; Magnoliopsida; Malpighiales; Linaceae
Source: the annotation of a GenBank genome assembly
CCAACCGGAAGGUCCACAACUGGGUUGGUGGAACUCACCUACAGCGCCUAAUCUCCCAUCUCUUAUCUCCUGACUUUCCCUUUCCCCAACUACCCCAAAGCACCCGAUUUCUUCUUUCUCCCACCCUGCCCCCAAAUUUCCUCCGUCGACUGGGCAAAGAAGUCGGAAAUCAAGUGAAUUUAACGACAUGGCAUCCGAAUCGGCGGAGCAGAAGCCGGAGACGCCGCCCAAUUUCUGGGGGGACAUGCCGGAGGACGAGUACUACGCGUCCCAAGGGGUGAAGAAUUCCCAAUCCUACUUCGAAACUCCCAACGGCAAGCUCUUCACCCAGAGCUUUCUCCCCCUCGACAAACAAGUCAAGGCCACCGUCUACAUGACCCACGGCUACGGAUCCGACACCGGCUGGCUCUUCCAGAAGAUCUGCAUCCAUUUCUCCACCUGGGGUUACGCCGUCUUCGCCGCCGAUCUCCUCGGCCACGGCAGAUCCGACGGCCUCCGCUGCUACAUGGGCGACAUGGAAAAAAUAGCUGCAACCUCAUUGUCAUUCUUCAAGCACGUUCGUUACAGCGAAGAAUACAAGGACCUGCCGGCCUUCCUCUUCGGCGAGUCCAUGGGCGGGCUAGCCACCAUGCUCAUGUACUUCCAGUCCGAGCCCACGACCUGGACGGGCCUGAUGUUCUCGGCCCCACUCUUUGUGAUCCCGGAACCCAUGAAGCCCAGCAAGCUCCACCUGUUCGCGUACGGCCUCCUGUUCGGCCUGGCCGACACCUGGGCGGCAAUGCCGGACAACAAGAUGGUCGGGAAGGCCAUCAAGGACCCGGAGAAGCUGAAGAUCAUCGCCUCGAACCCUCGCCGGUACGCGGGCAAGCCGCGGGUCGGGACGAUGAGGGAGAUUGCCAGGGUGUGCCAGUACAUACAGGACAAUUUCUCGAGGGUCACUGCGCCGUUUCUGACAGUCCAUGGCACUGCCGACGGGGUCACCUGUCCGAGUUCGUCGAAGCUGUUGUACGAGAAGGCGAGCAGCGAGGACAAGAGCUUGAAGAUCUAUGAAGGGAUGUACCACUCGUUGAUACAGGGGGAGCCUGAUGAGAAUGCGGACAUUGUGCUGAAGGAUAUGAGGGAGUGGAUUGAUGAGAGGGUUGAGAGGUAUGGCUCCUAACUAAAUGAUCAUAAGAAGGUGAAAAUUGUCAUUUAUGUUUGAGAAUUUUUUUUGGUUGAAAAAAAGAGGAUAUUCUACAUUGCUUACAAUGUUGAAUCUCUCCCUUAAUUUAUAUGGGUUGGGAAAUUGGAGAGGGCGGCUCGUAUGUUGUAUUGUUGUGGGACUAUGAGACUCUGAUCAUGUUUGUCUAAGGAUCUGCCGCCUUGUUGCACUGAAAAAACAUUCAAAUAUGUAACGUUAAUAAAUUGAGAUUCAUUACCAAUAUACAUUAGCAUGGAUUAGGGUAAUGUAAUUAAGAUUAAGUUAACAUCAGACAUCUUGG